This is a messenger RNA of Paramacrobiotus metropolitanus, 1005 nucleotides long. RefSeq lists its product as uncharacterized. The transcript has 2 exons. NCBI's taxonomy places the organism in Eukaryota, Metazoa, Tardigrada, Eutardigrada, Parachela, Macrobiotidae. The record is from RefSeq and is a predicted model, not a curated record. The coding region runs from base 282 to 830 and encodes 182 amino acids.
UAUGUGUAACGGCCUAUUAAAUGGCAAAGAAUGGUAAAAGUAAAAAACAUCGAACAAAAGCUGAUACAGUACAAGUGAAACGAAUAAAGAACGUGGGGCUAAUUUCAUUACGUAACAUUUCCACAUUUUACAGCGACACGAGGUCACGCGGAUGCACAGAUUUACUGCCAUACCGGAUUUAGAAAUGUUACGGUUUGCUGUAAAAAUGUGAAAAAAAGAUCUGUUUGCAAUUGCCCAAUUAUUUGCAUGCUCUUGUACGUAUCAGCAGGCAAUUUCACAACAUGGUUAUCUUCGUGGUCUGUAUUUUUUUGUUGUUUACUACAUUCGCUGCUUCUCAGCCGCUGACUCAAAAACAAAGGUGUAAUUUUCUUGAGGAGGGAGGGAAAAUAUGUGCUCCCGACGCGUGCCGCAACGCCACGUGCUCCUUACUACCGGAAGCCAUCUGCUUGUCCGAUCAAUGUGGAUGUCGUGCUCAGUUUUUCCUUUACACCUCGGAGAAAUCGGAGAAGCCUUACGAAUCCGUGACUUUGUUGUGCAAUGCUGCUACAGAAAUCGAAGCGGCGAAGAACACUUUCAAGAAUGUACUGAACAACAACGAAAGGGCAGCGGAUACACUAGCAAGAAACUCAGAAUUGCAGAAGGAUUUGUUCAAUGGCUUAAAGACCUUCAUCGUGGAUAUAAUGCAAAUCAUAACUAACCAUCUAAAGAAAGAAGUCGAGAAGAGCCCCAUCACCGAAAACCUACAGCGUUACGAGCACGCUCUUGGUCGGCUCCGAAAGAUGAAAAAACAGGGAUUGACACUGGACGACUAUGAUAAGAUACUUUUAUAAUGUUGAGAUAUUUAAAAUUCACUCAAUAAUGUCGGAUAAGGUCAUCGUAGUGUGCCUGUAAAUUACUCCCGCACUUACUGGUUAAUAAAAAUUUUAAACGGUCCACUACAAGAUGAUACAAUAACGCAGAUUUAAGCAGUUGCAGCUCCUUUCAAACUGCAUUGCAAAUUGAAGU